Molecule: messenger RNA, 632 nt
Organism: Equus quagga
Lineage: Eukaryota; Metazoa; Chordata; Mammalia; Perissodactyla; Equidae
Gene: POMP
Product: proteasome maturation protein
Exons: 6
Coding region: 105-530 (141 amino acids)
Biological process (GO): proteasome assembly
Cellular component (GO): nucleus; cytoplasm
Source: RefSeq, a predicted model, not a curated record
CGCACUUCCGGCGGAUGUAGGGGGGGCAGCCCCGGAAACGGAAGCGAGCGGCGGGGCCGGCUGACGGUAACGGGCUGAGAGCGUGUUGGCAGAGCGGGUUGAAGAUGAAUGCCAGAGGACUUGGCUCUCAGCUAAAGGACAGUAUUCCAGUGACUGAACUUUCAGCAAGUGGACCUUUUGAAAGUCAUGAUCUUCUUCGAAAAGGUUUUUCUUGUGUGAAAAAUGAACUUUUGCCGAGUCAUCCUCUUGAAUUAUCAGAAAAAAAUUUCCAGCUCAACCAAGAUAAAAUGAAUUUUUCCACGCUGAGAAACAUCCAGGGUCUAUUUGCUCCACUAAAAUUGCAAAUGGAAUUCAAGGCCGUACAGCAGGUUCAGCGUCUACCGUUUCUUCCAAGCUCAAAUCUUUCACUGGAUAUUUUGAGGGGUAAUGAUGAGACUAUUGGAUUUGAAGAUAUUCUUAAUGACCCGGCACAGAGUGAACUAAUGGGAGAACCACACUUGAUGGUGGAAUAUAAACUCGGUUUACUGUAACGCAGCGUGUGCCGUUCGUGAAAAGAGUGGGGCUGUAUCUUGUUUAUAGUUGUCUUUUUACUGUAAUUUGAUGUACACAACAUUAAACGUACUGACACAUGA